GUGAUUUCGGGAUCGUGGGCGUCUCCCUCUACGCUUGCGCUGCAGACUAGAAUUUGAGCUAGUCUGCUUCGACGGUGGCACGAUUCGUGAGUGGAAAACGUAUAUAUAAACGAGGAGCGGCCGUGUCAUUUCCCUCCAGAGAAGACACGUUUAUCAGUGUUAAUCACUGGGCAAUAAAGUCACCAGCUUCACUAAAAAGAAAAUGCCUCCCCUCGUUCGCCACAGAACGAUGCGUGUCUUCAUGAACGGCGACCGCCACGUCAUGGCCAAACAUUCGGCCAUCUAUCCAACACAGGAGGAGCUGGAGAGCGUCCAGAACAUGGUCUCCCACACAGAGCGGGCUCUUAAGGCCGUUUCUGAUUGGCUGGAUAAGGAGGAAAAGGGAACUACAAAGUCUGAAUUCGAAGAUGGUGACAAAGACAGUGAGCAGAAGGAUCAGGCCACUCGGACUCUGCGUGGCGUUAUGAGGGUGGGUCUGGUUGCUAAAGGUCUGCUGCUGAAAGGAGACCUGGACCUAGAGCUGGUGCUGCUCUGUAAGGACAAGCCCACCGUCAGUCUGCUGGGAAGGGUGUCUGAAAAUCUUCUUGCCCAGCUGCAGACGAUCACAGAAGACAAAUACAUAGUAACACAGGACAUCCAGAAUGCGAGCAUCAUCAUCCACAACACAAAGGAGCCCCCUCUAACGCUCACAAUUCACCUCACAUCCCCUUUAGUCCGCGAAGAGAUAGAGAAGGCGACCGCUGGAGAAACGCUUUCAGUCAUCGAUCCCCCGGAUGUUCUGGACAGGCAGAAAUGCCUAACUGCCUUGGCAUCUCUACGCCACGCUAAGUGGUUCCAGGCCAGAGCCAACGGGCUGCGCUCCUGUGUCAUCGUCAUCCGCAUCCUGAGGGACCUGUGCGCCCGAGUCCCCACGUGGGCCCCGCUUCGUGGCUGGCCACUGGAGCUGAUCUGUGAGAAAGCAAUCGGCACAGGGAACAGGCCAAUGGGGGCAGGCGAAGCUCUGCGGAGAGUUUUAGAGUGUCUCGCUUCGGGGAUCCUCAUGAUAGAUGGUCCUGGAAUUUACGACCCAUGUGAGAAGGACGCCACAGACGCCAUUGGUCACCUGGAUCAGCAGCAGAGAGAAGACAUCACAGCGAGCGCUCAGCACGCUUUAAGGCUGUCGGCUUUUGGGCAGCUCCACAAAGUCCUCGGAAUGGACCCGCUUCCGUCAAAGAUGCCCAAAAAGCCUCGCAGCGACACCCCGAUUGAUUACACAGUGCAAAUCCCACCCAGCACAGCGUAUGCCCCACCUAUGAAGAGGCCUAUAGAAGAAGAAGAAGGAACCGAUGAUAAGAGUCCAAACAAAAAGAAGAAAAAGCUGCAGAAGAAAUCUGCAGAAGAAAAGGCGGAGCCGGCUCAGUCAAUGAAUGCCCUAAUGAGGCUGAAUCAGCUGAAACCAGGUCUGCAGUACAAACUGAUAUCUCAAACCGGUCCAGUUCAUGUUCCAGUGUUCACUAUGGCGGUGGAGGUGGACGGGAAGACGUUUGAGGCUUCUGGUCCAUCCAAGCGAACCGCCAAGCUGCAUGUGGCUGUCAAAGUGCUGCAGGACAUGGGCCUACCCACCGGGGUGGAACUGAAAAGUACUGAAGUCGCUGUGAAAUUGGAAGAAACUGUGGUAGCAAUUGCUGCAGAAGAAGUGAAGCCAACAGUAACCCCCACCGAAUCGUCCACUGCCGCACCCGGCGCCACUCCAGAAUCUGCCGAGUCGGCUCGCCAGCAGGGACCAAUCCUGACCAAACACGGCAAGAACCCCGUGAUGGAGCUGAACGAGAAGCGCCGCGGCCUCAAGUACGAGCUCAUCUCUGAGACGGGCGGCAGUCACGACAAGCGCUUCGUCAUGGAGGUGGAGAUCGACGGGCAGAAGUUUCAGGGCACCGGCUCCAAUAAGAAAGUGGCCAAAGCGUACGCGGCGCUGGCUGCUCUGGAGAAGCUGUUUCCUGAAGGCUCUGCUCCUGAGCCUGCUAAGAAGAAGAAGGGACCGCCCAUGCACCAGCCGUUUGGCCUGGACGCCGGCAUGCCCAGAGGCAGAGGGAGAGGCCGAGGCCGCGGAAGAGGCAGAGGCUUCAAUAACGGAGGCGGCUACGGCCAAGGAGGUGGAUUUGGAACGUACGGAUAUGGGAACAACACCAACUCUGGCUACAGUGACUUUGUCUCAGACUACUAUGGCUACCCCGAGUUUGCGACAUAGAACUCCCCCUCCCCUAACUCCAGUGUUAGAAAAUAAUAAAAAAACAAACAAACAAAAACCUGUUGAGAGGAUUUGAACGGACAAAAAUACUCAGUAGUGUUCCAGCGGGAUCAGAAAGUCGCGUCACCAUCAAGUCCACAACCCCCGGGGACAAAGUGACUCCAUCUAACCUGUCUUGCCAAUCCCACUUGUCACGUCCAAGCCACCUCUGGGGAGACGAUCCUCCACUGCAUGCAUGCAGCCAUAAGACGAACCUCUGUACCCGUGGAUGCACCUGAACACACCAGACCCGUUUUUAGCUCAGUGUCUUCUCGUAGUCCGGACGACCAGUGGGGAGCCGGACGACACGUACUGCCUUUCGGGACGUCUCCGCCUCCACACUUUUAGAUGGAAACAACUCGUGACAUCUUCCUUUCUGUUUUUAACUGUGUGUCUCUUGUCACUUCCAACCACGAUUGACCUCAUUUUAAGGAAACUACAUUAUUUCUCAUCAAAUCUGUUAUUUCCCUGUCUUGUUAGCACCGCAGAGUUAGAAAUAAUCUAGCUGCAUGAAGGUCUUACUCUGGCACUGUCUAGUUUUUGUUUGCUUCUUGCCUGAUCUGCGGCUGGCAAAGACGGACGGAGGCUUGUUUGUGCUCAGACUGGAUCGAUGUAAGAAUGUGUUUGGUGUGAGAGGAUUUCCUCACUCUAGCUGUUUUUAUAUAUGUUCUUUUUAUUAAUAAAUGUUGCAUUCAUGACUGA
Poecilia latipinna (sailfin molly) is the source of this 2968-nucleotide messenger RNA. RefSeq names its product interleukin enhancer binding factor 3b (gene ilf3b). The record is from RefSeq and is a predicted model, not a curated record. Bases 203 to 2227 code for a protein of 674 amino acids. Gene Ontology annotation, molecular function: double-stranded RNA binding; single-stranded RNA binding. The transcript is spliced from 17 exons. NCBI's taxonomy places the organism in Eukaryota, Metazoa, Chordata, Actinopteri, Cyprinodontiformes, Poeciliidae. Gene Ontology annotation, cellular component: precatalytic spliceosome.